Messenger RNA from Brenthis ino (lesser marbled fritillary), 768 nucleotides. Lineage: Eukaryota; Metazoa; Arthropoda; Insecta; Lepidoptera; Nymphalidae. The record is from the annotation of a GenBank genome assembly.
AUGGAUUUUCAACGAGAUAGAUCAGUUCACAUUCUAACUCAAACUGUAUCAGUUCUUGAGUAUGUAGAUCCAAAGGGGGAUGUCAAUUAUCCAUUGGAUUGGUUUGCCAAGAAUCCAGGGAUGAAGCCUACAGCCAUUGUUCCUAGUUAUAGAGGCUCUAGAGAAGAUCUGAUUAAUUCAGUUAAAGGAGGGAUAAGAGGUUCAACAUUGACUAUUCAGACUGUAAAGAUAUUUCUGCAUAGGUUUGGUGAAACAAUGUCUGAAAAUGUGACAAAGGAGUGGAUAUCCUUUGGAGAAGAAAUAGGUCUCCCUGGAGACGAAGUCACUCCUUGGUCAAUCGUCACGAUCACCGAAGGGCCAGUCCAUGCUCCUAGAGAGCCAAUGUAUAGACCAGUCCAAGCAGGACAAAUUACUGGACCAGAUGAUCCUCAAAACUGGACUGAGUUAUCUAUGGCAUUGUUCAUCGUCUGCAUCUAUCGCUUGGCUAGAUUGUCAAAUGAUGAGUAUGCAGAUUUGUUGCAGAAGAGGAUGGAUGAUCAGGUUAGAGCCGAAGGAGGACGAGGCAUAUCCUUUCACGGAGCGAGAAACAUAUAUUCAAGUUGGCUGAGCGAUCUUCAUUUUGUGAAGAUGGUCGCAGCUAUGGACAUGUUUCUCUACCGGUUCAAUAAUCAUGCAGCUGCAAUACUUCGAAUGGGGACACUGGGAAGCCGAUUCAGAGACUGCGCAGGACUACUAUCAUUCGGAUAUGCUAUGAACAUACUGAAUGUG